AUGCGACCUGGGUUGACUCCUACGGACGUGAUUUUGAGAAGUGCUGACAUGGCGAAAACUAUUUAUGACUCGAACAACGUGGAUAGAAACAGUUGCUACGAUGUGACUCCCCCUGACCAGCUGGAGCCAGGGCAGGAUAAACUCACGCCACUGGCGUUCGCGAGGCGCUUCAGCGCCGGUCCCGCCGCAUCUGGCGCCGACGACAUAGGCGUGGAGAGCGCAAAUAAGCCGGCCGAUAAGGCCGCUGCAGACAGUGGAACUGGCAUUGGCAGCGCGGAUAACAUCUACUUACAUCACACCAACGUGGGUUCCAACGUGCAUUCCGCCGCCGUCACCAUCGGCCUGAUCCACGCGCUCGCGCCGCUCCGCCCCGGAAUUGGCUACUUCCGCCCGAUCGACUGCACCACGCACGGCGGAAACCGCGCGGAGCUCAUGCGGAAAAUCUUCCGCCUAACCCCCCCCGUGCGGGACAUGUACGGCGUCACGCAGGACCGCGCGACGACGCUGCUACACGCGAAUCGCGUGGACGAUUUGCUCGACGACGUGCUGAUGUCAUACGAGCGGUGCCAGCGAGAACACGACUUCAUGGUUGUCGAAGGGACGUCGUUAAAAGACGGGACUAUCUCGGCGCCCGUGAAUGGGCUCAUCGCGUCCGCGUUAGGAGCGCCCGCGAUACUGCUAACCGACGCGCGAGUUGCUGCGGAAUGCGUCCACCCGACAUUCAGCAUGGAAGAGAUCGACUGGGAGGCGGACGCGGCGCAGAGCAUGCUGGACCACGCGCGCAUCCUACGGAGCACGCACGUCCACGUGGCAGGCUCCUUAAUCUACCGCGCGCCGCCCAAUAGUAGCUUCAGCACUAGCACCAGUACUAGCAGUAGCAGUAUCCGUGGUGCAACCACCGCCACUGGUAGCAACGCUAUUAUUGGAGAACGUACCUCCUCUCGCGGCUCACUCCGCUCCUCCCCCCACUCCGCGGCCCCCCGCUCCCGCUCCCGCUCCCCCCCUCGCUCCGCCCACCCCCUCCGCUUCCCCUCCCGCUCCGCCUCCCGCGCCGCUUCCCGGUCCGGGCCGCGCCUGAGUGACUAUAUCGAAGCCCACUCGCGCUCCCAGGCGUAUAUCCGCCCGUCAGAGCAUCACCAGCAUCAGCCAAUCCCGGUGCUCGGGAUAAUGCCAGAAGAUUCCUCGUUACAGUCACUCUCGGUAGAGGAACUGAGGCGGGCUGUUCUGGGGGAAGUGUUAUAUGGGCCGCAAUCUGCCUUAGCUGCGGCUGGACUGGCGGGAAUGGCGGGAAUGGCGGGAACGAGGAGCAUCAGCAUAAGCCGCAGCCGCAGCCGCAGCAGCAGCAGCAGCAGCAGCUACGUUUUCAGAAUUCCCGCAAUGACUCCAGCUGUCGCAGCUACGUCCCGCCACGUCAGCGGCAGCCAUGACACGUCAGAACCCAGCAUGUACCACGUCAGCAGCCAGCUGGGAAUGGGGCCUAAGGCGCCACAGAUGGAUGUGACUAAAACGAUCGUGGCGACAGCGCCGUUUCACGAGCUCGUGGAUGAAAUCCCGAGCGCGUGUGACUAUAACGAGAACGGGGUGUACAGUGGCAGUAACGAGGGCGGAGUGUGCAUUGUAACGCACGCGAGCGACACGGACGUGCUCCUGGGGGCAAUGCAGCUCAGCCAGGCGAAAGCUGACAAGCGGGUGGCGGCGGUUGUCCUAUCUGGUGGUACACCACCAACUCUCACCAUCGACCACAUGAUAAGGACUACCAACCUGUCUGCCGCGCUCCCGGUCCUCCUCUCCCCACUCGACCCGCACGUCAUCUGUCUCUCAAUCGCCCGCGCCCAGACCUCCCUCCACGCCUCCUCCCCUGCCAAAAUCCGCCGCGCCCGCGACCUUUUCCAAGAACACGCCGACACGCCCUCCAUCCACCGCAUCCUCUUCCAGGAAGCUUCCUCCGUGCACCACCCCGCGCACGUCACCCCGCGCGUCUUCGAGUGCGGGAUUUUCUCCCGAGCCCGGGAGGCUCAAUCACACGUGGUUCUAGCAAAGGGGGCCGAGCCCAAGGUGGUGCAAGCAGCAGGGGAGGUUCUGAGGAGAUCGCUAUGCAAGCUAACUCUUCUCGGGAAUCCCGAGGAGGUGCUUUUGCAGGCGAAGAAUCAGUGCGUGGAUCUAUCCGGAGCUAAUAUUGUCGAUCCCGGAGCUAGCCCGGACCUGGACCGGUACGUGGAGUUGAUUUGCCAGGCACAGCUGGAGCGGGGGGUGACGAUGAGCGUCGAGGAGGCUCGGCGGCUGCUGCUUUCCGACCCUGCGUCGUUUGGUUCGGCAAUGGUUGCCGCGGGGAAGGCGGACGGCAUGGCGGUUGGUGGGAUUCGGCCGGAGGGGAACGGGAGGAUAGUGCGGGGGGUGAUCAAGACGCGCCCGGAAAUGCCCGUGGUUUCGGGGGUAGUUUUCAUGUGUCUCCCAGAUAAAGUGCUGGUUUAUGGAGACAGCGCGGAAAAUACCCUUCCUCUGAUUGGCUCCAACUCCACAGCUGUGGCGCCGAGCCUGGGCGCUUCGGCGCCGACCAAUGGGAGCGCGGGGAACGGGCUGGCCACUGCUGAUCCGACGGCUGAGGAGCUUGCGAUGAUCGCCAUGUCAUCGGCUGACACGGCGGCGGCCUUUGGCGUGGAGCCACGUGUCGCGCUGCUGUCCGCGCAAUCAAACCAGCAGGGCGCUUCUCGAGGUCAUCUUGCGGAGAGAAUAGAAGAGGCAGCACAUAUAGUGAAGGAGCAAAGACCCGACUUAGCAGUCGAGGGGCCGCUUCCGUAUGCAACCGCCGUGGGUGACAAAAAAAAGAGCGGGUCUGUUUUAUUUGAUAACUCGGACGUCGCAGGGAAAGCUACAGUGCUUAUUUUCCCCGAUAUGCACAGCAGCACGGAUAUGUACAAGCAGCAACGGACGUCGGGAGGUGUAGCGAUGGGGACUGUUUUGCAGGGAUUGAGGCGGCCUGUCAGUGACGUGACAAAUAGCGAUACUGUGAGGGACCUGGUUACCACGAUUGCCAUUACUGGUGUGCAGGCAGCUACCAUGGCAGCUGGUCCUGGUACAUCUUCAUGUUAG
Messenger RNA from Closterium sp. Yama58-4, 3090 nucleotides. Lineage: Eukaryota; Viridiplantae; Streptophyta; Zygnematophyceae; Desmidiales; Closteriaceae. The record is from the annotation of a GenBank genome assembly.